This is a messenger RNA of Triticum turgidum subsp. durum (durum wheat), 951 nucleotides long. Lineage: Eukaryota; Viridiplantae; Streptophyta; Magnoliopsida; Poales; Poaceae. The record is from the annotation of a GenBank genome assembly.
AUGGCCGGAGGUGAAUGGAGGCAUGAUGCUUCCUGGAAAUUUCACUGCUUUUUCUUUCUUCUUACCACCAAUCUUCAAAGCUUUCACCAUCAGUCGGCAGCGCAACAGCGCCACCGUAGAUCGGUCAGUCAGUACCACGCGCGCCGCCGGCGACGACCAAUUUCUCCGCGCGCGGGGAUGGCGGCCGCGGCGGGCCCCACGAGGCUGGCCUACUUCGAUGACAUGUGGGCCCUCCGCGCCCCCGCCACCGUCCUCUCCAUCCAUCAUCAGGAGGAGGGCGGCCGGCGAGCGGUGGUGCUGGACGCCACCGUCUUCCACCCGCAGGGCGGCGGGCAGCCGGCCGACACGGGCGCCAUCGUCUCCGCGUCCGGCGCCGGCGCCAGGUUCCUCGUCGAGGACGUGCGCGUCAAGGACGGGGUGGUCUUCCACUAUGGCAGAUUUGAGGACGCUGCCGGAGAGGAGGAGCUCAGCCAAGGGCAGAGCGUCAGCUUGGAAGUCGACGCGGAACGGCGCAAGCUCAACUCCAGGCUUCACUCCGCGGGGCAUUUGCUGGACAGUUGCAUGACCAACCUUGGCCUUCAUCUGGAACCUGGGAAGGGAUAUCAUUUUCCUGAUGGGCCUUCCGUUGAGUAUAAGGGAGUUGUUCCAGCAGAUCAGUUGCACGAUAAGAAAAUCCAGCUGGAAAAGGAGGCGAACGAACUGAUUUUGAAAGGAAGCAAGGUUUUGGUCUCUGUUUUUCCAUACGAGGAGGCGGCUAAGUUAUGUGGAGGUGCUCUGCCUAGCUACAUUUCGCAAGAUAGCAGUCCCCGCAUUGUGAAAUUUGGUAACUAUCCUGGUUGUCCUUGUGGAGGCACUCAUGUAGCCGAUAUUGCAGACAUUGGCAACGUAAAGGUCACAAAUAUACGGGUCAAGAAAGGCGUGACUAAGGUCUCCUAUGGCAUCAGCCCGUAA